Temnothorax curvispinosus is the source of this 2566-nucleotide messenger RNA. RefSeq names its product X-linked retinitis pigmentosa GTPase regulator. The transcript is spliced from 12 exons. The coding region runs from base 16 to 2142 and encodes 708 amino acids. The record is from RefSeq and is a predicted model, not a curated record. NCBI's taxonomy places the organism in Eukaryota, Metazoa, Arthropoda, Insecta, Hymenoptera, Formicidae.
ACCGGCGAGGCGAGCAUGCCUGCUUACCUGGCGGUCAGUCGGCUGCAAGUUUGCGCGGCGCAAGGUGCAAGCAUGGGCCUGCCGGACAUAGAGACCAUACCCGAGACUGGGGCGGUGUUCACGAUCGGCCGUAGCAGAUUCGCGGACAACAUUGCGUCGCAUUUCUUCAUACGCAAGGAUCCGGUUGUCGUCAUUGAAUGUGGAGAUGAGCACUCUGCCGUUGUUUGUCAAACCGGCAGACUCUUUGUUUUUGGCAGUAACGAUUGGGGUCAACUGGGUCUGGGUCACAAAAACCAUAUUAGCAAACCAUCGUGUGUAAAAAUUCUGAAACCGGAAAAAGUCACGCAUGUGGCAUGUGGGAGAGCGCACACCUUGAUAUGUACAGGAGCUCAGAAAAUUUUCGCGUGCGGCAGCAAUCAAGAAGGUCAACUGGGUCGGGAAAAUUCCGCGAUAGGUGACAGCUCCAGUUCUCCAAUCUUGGUCUACGAUUGUGGUCUCGCUGGGCCCCGGAUCGUCCAACUUGCAGCGGGAUCGCAUCAUUCGAUGGUUCUGACAAGCGACGGCGGAGUUGUCGCCUGGGGAAGCAAUCUGGAAGGACAAUUAGGAUUGCCAGGGAUUUCAGGUUUGGUUAACAAGCCUACGAAGGUCCCCAUUCCCGAACCGGUGAAGGAAAUCAGCGCGGGAUAUUAUCAUUCAGUUUUCUUGACUGAAAGCGGACUCAUUUAUGUCUGCGGCGAGUCGGAAAGUGGUAAACUCGGAAUCAACAUCAACUUUUCUACGCAAGUUGCACCGAAGCAGAUGCAAUUACCGGCGACGGCACUUCACGUCGCAUGCGGGGGUCAUCACACACUCAUACUAGCAGAAAAUGGCAAUAUUUACUGCUCCGGCAGUAAUGCCAGCGGGCAACUCGGUAUGGGCACAAAUGUUAACGAGACACACACGCCAAAACUUCUUUCACGCGGGGCUCUUCAAGACGAGAAGAUCGUCAAGAUUGCUUGCGGUGAAAGUCACAGCGCUAUACUUACUGAGUCCGGCAAGCUCUUUACCUGUGGCGACGGCCGACACGGAAAGUUGGGUCUCGAAGAGAACGAAAAUAACGUUCACGAAGUAACAUUCGCUGCCAAAUAUCAGGAGCUCUUCGUUUCAGAUGUUGCUUGCGGAGGAUGUCAUACAAUAUUAAUUGGUCGAAGACAUGAGAUAGAUUAUCAAUCACGACGGCAAUCGGACUCGAUGGAGCAGAAAAAUAGUUCUCUACCUCCUUUAAAGCUUCCUAUAAAUAUGCAAAAUGAACAUCGAGUGGGCAACACGGAGAAAUCGACAGAUGAAAAGGAUGAUUUACACCAUCCAGAUCAAAAUAGUGAAACAUCUGAUAUUAAUGAUACUCAAAUAAAUGCUUCGAAAGAUUUAUCAAAAGAAAAUAUUGUAAAUAACAAAGAAAUGUUAUCUUCAGCGAAUGACGAAAAAGUCGCGAAUGUAUCUUCAGAAAUUACUCCAGAAAGCUCGCAAGAAAAAGAUCAUCUCGAUGAUGAAGGCCAUGAGAAUAAAAAUAUUGAAAGCAACGAAAGUAAAGAUAUUAGUGAAAAUAAUGAAAAACAAGAAAAUAAUAAAAAUAUGGAAAUGGCAGCAACAGUAACACAAGACGUAGAGGAAUUAUGUACAAAAACAGAAAUCUCGAGAAUACAGGAGGAAAAGGGACAGAAAAUGACGACGAACCCUACACCACCGCCGAAACCACCGAGAUUAAAAUCUGGAAGUGUUGAAGAUACGAACGGAAAAGAAUCUUCAAAGGAGAACGAAGAAGAUGAAAAAGAAAAAGAUGACAAAGAGAUGAAGACCAGCAACGAACAAAAUUCAAGUGCAAAAUCAGCUAGAAAAUCGACAUCAGCAAUUUCGAGGGAAACCAUAGAAGCUAUCGAGAAUUCCAUAGAAAAAGUCGAAGAAGAUGAACACGUUGACAAACCGGAGAAAGCGGAAACAGACGGCAUGCAGGACGAUGCUGACGUAGUGCAAUCUCCGCCGCCGCGAACAGCUAAGAUGGCAAAGCUGUUUAAAGGAAAACGGCAAGAAGUGCAGAAUGGAACUAAGAAUACAAGCAGCGCAGCGAAUCCGAAAGCUAAGUCGAAAACGUGCACAAUCCUGUGAUCGAAGAAACUUCGAAGAGACAUUACAAUUCAUUAUAUUUUUAUAAAAAAAAACUUACGAUAGGUUCGUCGCUGGGACCAAAACAUAAUGGAACCGGAAAUUUCCGAUAAUCUAUAUCAAGACGCAAACAAGUCUUUAUCGACCGAUGGAUUUACAUAGAAUUAGCAUAGGUCGUAUAGGUAUUGCGUCAAUUUCUUUUAUUUAUGUCGACGAAAAACUUGAAUAAAAAACACCGAUUACAUUAAUAACGUUCUUGGGCAAUGUAAAUAUAUAAUUCACGCAUAAGAAUUAAUUGAUUCCAUUAUAAUAAGAAAGACGCAUAAAUUUACAUGCUGUAUAAUAGCAUAUAAAGUAACGUAGAUAACUGAUGCUGUACAGUGAUAUCUGGAUAAACAUAUUUUAUUAAAAUCCAAUUACAAAAUUC